AUGAAAAGCAAAAAGGCCCCCUCCUGGUGUGAGGAUGCGCUUCGUUAUGACGGGCACUCCCUAUAUGGCCUAUUGCACCAAUAUAAGGUGCAGCUGGACGCUGAACAAUAUGAAGCGGCUAUAGAGACACUGAAGAAGGCCAAGGAGGCUCAUGUCGACGAGUCCGAUUAUAUCAACACGCUGGUCAACGAGGCCGACGUCCUGCUGAGGCGGAGCAAGAUCAAGGACUAUUAUAAAGUUAUAGGUGUGGCACGUGAUGCCGAUGACAGACAGAUCAAAGCAGCCUACCGCAGGCUUUCUAAGCUUCACCACCCCGAUAAGGCAGCUAAGCAGGGCUUGACGAAAGAAGCCGCAGAGAAGAAAAUGGCCGAAAUUAACGAGGCUUACGAAGUCCUGAGUGACCCUGAGCUUCGUGCGCGUUUCGACCGAGGCGACGACCCGAAUUCUAAGGGGCAGCAGAACCCGUUCCAGGGCAGUCCCUUUGGUGGACAGCAGUUUAUGUUCCAACAGGGUGGUGGGCAGCAAUUUAAAUUCCAAUUCGGAUCUGGCGGCGGCGGCGGCGGGUUUCCGUUUGGGAAAUAA
Sporothrix schenckii 1099-18 is the source of this 582-nucleotide messenger RNA. RefSeq lists its product as uncharacterized. Lineage: Eukaryota; Fungi; Ascomycota; Sordariomycetes; Ophiostomatales; Ophiostomataceae. Gene Ontology annotation, biological process: protein folding in endoplasmic reticulum. The record is from RefSeq and is a predicted model, not a curated record. Gene Ontology annotation, cellular component: endoplasmic reticulum. The coding region runs from base 1 to 582 and encodes 193 amino acids. The transcript has a single exon. Gene Ontology annotation, molecular function: misfolded protein binding; protein-folding chaperone binding.